Salvia splendens (bonfire salvia) is the source of this 1485-nucleotide messenger RNA. Its product is annotated as protein FAR1-RELATED SEQUENCE 5-like. The transcript has a single exon. The record is from RefSeq and is a predicted model, not a curated record. The coding region runs from base 1 to 1485 and encodes 494 amino acids. Gene Ontology annotation, molecular function: zinc ion binding. Lineage: Eukaryota; Viridiplantae; Streptophyta; Magnoliopsida; Lamiales; Lamiaceae.
AUGACGACCGGUUGUUGUCAUGUCCGCAGGUACUGUAUGAUAUUCACUCCUUUCACUGGAAAGGAUAAUCAUGGUAGUCCUGUGACAUUUGCGGUCGGGUUGGUGUGCAGCGACAAAACAGGGGCAUUUGCUUGGCUGUUCAGACAUUUUAUAGAUUGUAUGGGUGUAGCACCCAGGAUGAUUGUGACCGAUCAAGAUUUGGGUAUGCGAUCAGCGAUUGAAGAAGUCCUCGUCGGCACGCGUCACCGUUGGUGUAUGUGGCAUAUAAUGCAUAAAUUGGCAGUCAAGGUACCAAACAGAUUAUUGCGGGACGACGAUUUCAAAAAGGAGUUUAACGCUUGUGUUUGGUCGGACCUAUUAGAGCCGGAGGAAUUCGAGGAGGAGUGGAAUAGAUUGGUUGAACAUCAUCAGCUGGAGGACAUCGACUGGUUCAACACACUGUAUGCAUAUAGGAGGUACUGGAUACCGGCGUACUUUAGGGAUUUUCCUAUGGGUUCGAUGAUUAGGACUACGUCCAUAUCUGAAUCAGAGAACAGUUUCUACACAAAUUAUCUGAAGCCCCGAGCAAACAUAGCCGAAUUCUACCUGAGUUUCAACCACGCCAUAGAAUUCCAGCGGAAUAGUAGAACAGCUUUGGACUACCACGAUGCCACGUCCAUACCCAUACUCGCAACUACUCUGCCGUUCGAGAAACAUGCUUCUACAUUGUUUACCGACAGUAUGUUCAGGAAAAUACAAGAAGAAAUAGUCGAAGGUAAUGGCAGAUGUCGUGUGCUGAGUUUUAUGUCAGGAGAAACUGCUGACACAUACAAGCUUGGCGAUAGCAAGCGCAAUGCAUAUUUUGUUCGUCAUGACAAGACGGAUGAUUCUUACUCGUGCGAAUGCAAGCUUUUUGGUCGCCAUGGUUAUUUGUGCAGUCAUAUUUUCUUCCUAUUUCGGAACAAUGAGGUGAAAAAAAUCCCGGAGAAAUAUUGUGAAAGCAGAUGGAUGAAGACGCCCUUAGCCAAGGCUGUACACGGGGAGUUUCAGGAACGCUUGCUUACUCACUCAUCCGCUGACGAUAGGCAAACUGUGUCAAAGAAGGCGAUUUCAAUGUUUUAUGGGUUUCUUAGACAGUUUGAGACCGACAUCGGCGCAUUACGUGCAUUUGUAGCUGGCGUCGAAGAACUUGGCAACUCACUUCAAACUGGUAAUCCGGUAACCUCAGUCGCUGAGAAGAGGCAUAUGGUUGAAGAGUUUUACGGAAUGGCAAGUCCUGAAACUGUUGCAGUGCAUCCUCCCGAUGUUGUGAAGACGAAGGGUCACGCCAGCAGCUCGGCGAGCCGUCUGAUUUCAAAGAGAGACAAGGCUAUAAAGGAUGCGACUAGGCCUCUUAGACGGUGUAAGGGUUGCGAUGAGAUGGGUCAUCACGACUCUAGGAAUUGUCCUGUGCUUAAAGAGAUGAGGAUGGAGAAGGAUGCUCGCAAGGGGAAAAAUCCAGCUUGA